Messenger RNA from Oncorhynchus keta (chum salmon), 15862 nucleotides. Its product is annotated as ryanodine receptor 3-like. The record is from RefSeq and is a predicted model, not a curated record. The coding region runs from base 103 to 14901 and encodes 4932 amino acids. Gene Ontology annotation, cellular component: Z disc; sarcoplasmic reticulum membrane; smooth endoplasmic reticulum. Lineage: Eukaryota; Metazoa; Chordata; Actinopteri; Salmoniformes; Salmonidae. Gene Ontology annotation, biological process: calcium ion transmembrane transport; intracellular calcium ion homeostasis. The transcript is spliced from 109 exons. Gene Ontology annotation, molecular function: protein binding; calcium ion binding; ryanodine-sensitive calcium-release channel activity.
UGCUAAUAUCGGCAGGAGAGGAAAAGCAUCGCGUUUCUAUCUAGCCUACUGCCUCUCUAGUCAGUGGUGUCUUUCAGAGUCUAAACAGGCUCCUUCGCAGCCAUGGCUGAGGGCGGAGAAGGGGAAGAUGAUAUACAGUUCUUGCGAACUGAUGACGAGGUGGUGCUGCAGAGUGUCGCCACCAUCCAGAAGGAGAAUCGCAAGUUUUGUCUGUCCGUGGAGGGACUCGGAAAUCGACUAUGCUUCCUAGAACCUACAUCUGAAGCUAAGUAUGUUCCUCCUGACCUGUGUAUCUGCUGUUUCAUCCUGGAGCAGUCCCUGUCUGUCCGAGCCCUGCAGGAGAUGUUGGCUCAUACAGUGCCUAACAAUGAGGGGGCGGCCCAGGGGGGUGGACACCGGACCCUGCUCUAUGGUCACGCCAUCCUCCUACGCCACUCCUUCAGCGGAAUGUACCUGACCUGCUUGAAGACAUCGAGGUCAUUGACAGACAAACUGUCAUUUGACGUGGGAUUACAAGAAGAUUCAAUAGGAGAGGCGUGUUGGUGGACCAUCCACCCUGCGUCCAAGCAGAGGUCAGAGGGAGAGAAGGUCCGUAUCGGAGACGACCUCAUCCUGGUCAGCGUGUCCACAGAGAGGUACCUGCACCUGUCCAUCUCCAGCGGUAGUUUCCAGGUGGAUGCCUCCUUUAUGCAGACUCUGUGGAACGUCCAGCCUACCUGCUCAGGAAGCAACGUGGCUGUAGGAUUCCUGUGUGGUGGUCACGUGAUGCAUCUUUGUCACGGGCAUGAUGAGAGUCUGACCAUACCUGGGUCAGAGGCUAGCGAGAUGGAGCAGAGGAUAGUGAACUAUGAGAUGGGUAAAGGAGCAUCCAGGGCCCGCUCUCUCUGGAGGCUGGAGCCCCUCAGGAUCGGUUGGAGCGGUAGCCACAUUCGCUAUGGGCAGGCGUUCCGUCUGCGUCACCUGUCAACCGGUCACUACCUGGCGCUGACCGAAGAACAUGGUCUGGUCUUACAGGAGAGAGAGAAGUCUGAUAUCAAGUCCACCUCUUUCUGCUUCAGGGCUACCAAGGAAAAGAUAGAGUCGGGUACAAAGAAUCGAGACAUAGAAGGUAUGGGAGUCGCAGAGAUCAAGUAUGGGGACUCAGCCUGCUUCGUGAUGCACGUGGCUACAGGUCUGUGGCUGUCCUAUCAGGCGCCUGACGCUAAAGCCUCCCGCAUAGGACCCCUGAAGAGAAGGGCCUGUCUGCAUGCUGAGGGUCACAUGGACGACGGUCUGACCCUUCAGCGUUGUCAACACGAGGAGGCACGGGCUGUACGCAUCAUCAGGAACACCACUGUCCUCUUCAGCCACUUCAUCAAGGGUCUUGACAGUAUAGGAAGGGAUAAGAACGUGGAGGUCUCUCUGCCUAACUUUGACGAGGUGUUGCAGACGCUGGAUGAUCUCAUUGAGUAUUUCAAACAGCCCGACUCAGAACUGGAACAUGAGGAGAAACAGACUCUGCUGAGAUCUCUAAUCAAACGACAGGACCUUUUCAAAGAGGAGGGCAUGCUGGCCCUACUGGUGAUGUGCAUCGACCGUCUCAACCUGUACAACAGCGCUGCUCACUUUGGAGAGCAUGCUGGGGAAGAGGCUGGGGCGGCAUGGAAGAGCAUCCUCAACCUACUCUACCAACUACUGGCCUCUCUGAUCAAAGGGAACCGGAACAACUGUACUCAGUUCUCCAGGAACCUGGACUGGCUGGUCAGCAAGCUGGAGAGACUGGAGUCCUCAUCAGGUAUCCUGGAGGUGCUCCAUUGUAUCCUGAUAGAGUCUCCGGAGGCUCUGAACAUCAUCCAGAAAGGACACAUCAAGUCCAUCAUCUCCCUGCUCUACAAACACGGACGCAACCACAAGAUCCUGGACGUCCUGUGCUCUCUGUGUGUGUGUAACGGGGUGGCAGUGAGAGCCAAUCAGAACCUCAUCUGUGAUCACCUGCUUCCGAAGAGAGACCUGCUCCUCCAGACACGAUUGGUCAAUGACGUUCAGAGUAUGAGGCCUAACAUCUUCCUAGGAGUGGCAGAGGGUUCAGCCCAGUAUAAGAAGUGGUACUUUGAGUUGAUGAUCGACCAGGUGGACCACUAUGUGACCAGUGAGCCAUCCCACCUGCGUGUGGGCUGGGCCUCCACUAAGGGUUAUGCCCCCUACCCGGGGGGUGGAGAGGGAUGGGGGGGCAACGGAGUGGGUGACGACCUUUACUCAUACAGCUUUGACGGACUCCACCUGUGGUCAGGCCGUAUCUCCCGGGCGGUAGCCUCGAUCAACCAGCACUUGUUGAGCAGUGAUGACGUGGUGAGCUGUUGUCUGGACCUGGGCGCUCCUUCCAUGUCCUUCAGGAUCAACGGCCAGCCAGUACAGGGCAUGUUUGAAGACUUCAACACCGACGGAUUCUUCUUCCCCGUAGUCAGCUUCUCUGCAGGGGUCAAGGUGCGUUUCCUGCUGGGUGGACGUCAUGGAGACUUUAAGUUCCUGCCCCCGGCGGGUUACUCCCCGUGUUACGAGGCCCUGCUCCCCAAGGAGAAGAUGAGGGUGGAGGCUGUGAAGGAGUACAAGAGAGACCAUGGAGGGGUCAGGGACCUACUGGGGACAACACAGUUCCUCUCCCAGGCCUCAUUCAUCCCCACACCUGUAGACACCAGCCAGAUUGUUCAACCUCCUCACCUGACAACGUGCGUGACAGACUUUGAGAACAUCCAUGAACUUUGGGGCAUGAACAAGAUUGAACUGGGCUGGUCCUAUGGCAAGGUUCGAGAUGACAACAAGAGGCAGCACCCCUGCCUGGUGGAUUUCACCAAGCUGCCUGAAACUGAGAGGAACUAUAACUUGCAGAUGUCUAGCGAAACACUAAAGACCCUGUUGGCAUUGGGAUGUCAUGUGACACAGACCAACGUUAACGCCGAGGACGAUCUGAAGAAAGUCAAACUGCCCAAAGACUAUGUGAUGUCUAACGGGUACAAGCCAACUCCGCUGGAUCUUUCUGAGGAGAAACUGACGGCUGGUCAUGAGGUUCUGGUAGAUAAACUGGCGGAGAACGCUCACAACGUUUGGGCCAAGGACAGGAUCAAACAAGGAUGGACCUACGGCAUUCAGCAGGAUGUGAAGAGCAGGCGAAACCCUCGUCUGGUGCCGUACGCUUUACUCGACGAGAGAACCAAGAAGUCUAACAGAGACAGUCUGAGAGAGGCCAUCAGGACCCUGGUGGGAUAUGGCUACAACAUCGACCCCCCAGACCAGGAAUCCUGUCAUAUUGUGGAGAGGCAGAGCAUUGAGACGGUCCGGUUCUUCCGCGUAGAGCAGACGUAUGCAGUGAAGACAGGGAAGUGGUACUUUGAGUUUGAGGCCCUGACCGGAGGGGACAUGAGGGUUGGUUGGGCGAGACCAGGCUGUAGAUCAGACUUUGACCUGGGCAUGGACGACCAGGCCUACAUCUUUGAUGGAUACAAGGGCCGUCGAAUGCACAUGGGUGCGCGUUUCUUCGGCCAGUCAUGGAACAAGGGAGACGUGGUGGGCUGCAUGAUCAACAUGGAGGACAAGUCUAUGGUCUUCACCCUCAAUGGAGAGCUACUCAUCACUAACAAGGGAUCUGAGCUCUGCUUCGUUGACUUCGAGACAGAUGAUGGCUUCAUCCCAGUGUGUUGUCUGGCCCAGUCUGAGAUUGGCCGUAUGAACCUGGGGAAGGACGCCAGCAGCUUUAAGUAUUACACCACGUGUGGCCUGCAGGAGGGCUUCGAACCCUUCGCUGUCAACAUGAACAGAGAAGUCACCAUGUGGUUCAGCAAACGCCUGCCUACCUUCGUCAACAUCCCCAAGGACCACAACCACAUCGAGGUGACGAGGAUAGAUGGGACAGUGGACAACCCUCCGUGCCUGAAGGUGACCCACAAGACGUUUGGGACCCAGCAGAGCAACAGUGACAUGCUGUACUGCAGACUGAGCAUGCCUGUAGAGCUCCACGCUCCUCAUGUCAAUCCUGCCGAGUCUCAGAAACUCAGUCAGCCUCCAAAGGAAGAUGAUUAUGGCAGCAUUACAACGUAUUAUCACUCAGUGAGGGUGUUUGCUGGCCAGGACCCAGCAUCGGUGUGGGUUGGCUGGGUAACCCCCGACUACCAUUAUCAUAGCAAACAAUUCAGCCUUAACAAGACACGCACGGUUACCGUAACCCUGGGAGACGAGAGAGGACGCGUCCACGAGAGUGUUCGAAGGAGUAACUGCUACAUGGUGUGUGCUGGAGAUGUUGUCGGCUCCUCCCACUCCUCAUCCCGGUCUAACAUCGACCUGGAGAUUGGCUGUCUCGUUGACCUGGCAACAGGCUUUCUCUCCUUCACAGCCAAUGGCAAGGAGCUGGCGACCACCUAUGAGGUGGAGUCCAACACCAAGCUGUUUCCUGCUGUGUUUGUGCGUCCCACCAGCAAAAACCUCUUCCAGUUUGAGUUUGUCAAGAUCAAGGACGCCAUGCCCCUGUCGUCAGCCAUCUUUAAGAGUGAACAGCGUAACCCUGUGCCCCAGUGUCCUCCACGUCUGGACGUUCAGACCAUCGUAGCGGUGCUGUGGAGCCGUAUGCCAAACACCUUCCUCACCGUGGAGACCGCCAGGGUCUCAGAGAGACACGGCUGGGUGGUGCAGUGUCUGGAGCCACUGCAGAUGAUGGCUGUUCAUAUACCUGAGGAAAACAGGUGUCUGGACAUCCUGGAGCUAUCGGAGAAUGAGGGUCUGAGGAAGUUCCACUACCACACCCUGAUGCUCUACUGUGCCCUCUGCGCAUUGGGCAACACCCGUGUGGCACACGCCCUCUGCUCCCACCUCGACCAAUCACAGCUGCUCUACACCAUCGACAACCAAUACCUGUCCGGCAUGCUGAGAGAGGGAUUCUAUAAUGUUCUUAUGAGCAUCCACCUGGAGACAGCGAAAGAGGCUCGUCUGAUGAUGAACAACGAGUUUAUUAUCCCUGUGACUGAUGAGACGCGCUCCAUCAAGCUGUUCCCUGACGAGUCCAAGAGACACUCUCUACCCGGUGUAGGCCUCAGCACCUCGCUGAAACCACGCCUCAACUUCUCCCCUCUCUCCUUCAUCACCACCAAGAAACAGCAGCACCUCCACAGUCCCCAGAUCCCCCUGGGCAUCCUGAAGGAGAAGGCCAUCAGUAUGCUGACUGAGGCGGUGCAGGGAGGAGGCAGUCACAUCAGAGACCCAGUAGGGGGCAGUGUGGAGUACCAGUUUGUCCCCAUCCUCAAGCUGAUCGGAACCUUGCUGAUCAUGGGGGUACUCUCCAGCGAGGAGGUGAGGCUGAUCCUGCUCCUCAUUGACCCUAAUGUGUUCGGGGAGCCGGAUGAGGAGGAGGUGGCAGCAUCAGCAGGAGGAGGAGAGAAGGAGGAGGUGAGCAGCAACGAGGAGAAGGCUGUGGAGGCUGGUGAGGAGGAGACCAAGGAGGUCAAACCGACCGUGAAGGGACUGCUGGAGAAGACACUGCCUGAGUCUGUCAAACGACAGAUGUGUGAGCUGCUGCACUACUUCUGUGACUGUGAAUUGAAGCAGCGUAUCGAGGCCAUCGUGUCCUUCUCGGACCGCUUCGUGUCCAAGCUGCAGUACAACCAGAAGUUCAGGUACAACGAGUUGAUGUUGGCCCUCAACAUGUCUGCUGCCGUCACCGCCAAGAAGACCAAGGAGUUCAGAUCCCCUCCUCAGGAACAGAUCAACAUUCUGUUAAACUUUGCUGCUGGGGAGGACUGUCCCUGUCCUGAAGAGAUUCAGGAGGACCUCUACAGCUUCCAUGAUGAGCUGAGACUGCACUGCGGCAUCCCAGUGGAGGAGGAGGAGGAGGAGGAAGACACGUCUAUAAAGGGUCGUCUGCUGGCCAUGCUCUAUAAGAUCAAGGGACCGCCCAAGAAACUAGAGGAGGAACCUACGGAGGAGGAACAGGCCGCUCCCACCAACCUGAAGGAGUUGAUCAGCCAGACCAUGGCUAGCUGGGCUCAGGAGUGCAGCAUCCAGGACCCAGAGCUGGUUCGUGUGAUGUUCAGCCUGCUGAGACGUCAGUACGACGGCAUCGGAGCGCUGCUCAGGGCCAUGAAGAAGAGUUACACCAUCUCUGCUGUGUCAGUAGAACUGUCCAGUUUAAUAUUACUCUUAGUGAUCCAGCUCAUUAGUCUAAGAGGAGACAAGUCACAGGAGAUAGCCUUCCCCAAGAUGGUUGCCAGCUGCUGUCGGUUCCUGUGUUACUUUUGUCGUAUCAGCCGACAGAACCAGAAGGCCAUGUUUGACCAUCUCAGCUACUUACUGGAGAACAGCUCUGUCGGACUGGCCUCCCCAGCAAUGAGGGGUUCUACUCCCCUGGACGUAGCAGCGUCUUCAGUGAUGGACAACAACAGCCUGGCCCUCGCUCUGGAGGAGCCUGACCUUGAGAAGGUGGUAACCUACCUGGCAGGCUGUGGGCUGCAGAGCUGUGUCAUGCUCCUGGCUAAAGGAUAUCCUGACAUUGGCUGGAACCCCAUAGAGGGAGAGAGAUAUCUGUCUUUCCUCCGCUUCGCUGUCUUCAGCAACGGUGAGAGUGUAGAGGAGAACUCUAACACGGUGGUGAAGCUGCUGAUCAGACGUCCCGAGUGUUUUGGUCCCGCUCUGAGAGGAGAGGGAGGCAACGGUCUGCUGGCGGCCAUGCUGGAAGCCAUUAAGAUAUCUGAGGACCCUGCUCUGGACCUGCCCUGUACAGCCAAUGGAGAACCUUCUGGGUCUGGUGAGGAUGAGGAGGAAGAGGUUGCCCACACAGGAAACGCCAUCAUGUCCUUUUACUCUGCCCUUAUUGACCUGCUGGGACGCUGCGCCCCUGAGAUGCACUUGAUCAACAAGGGUAAAGGUGAGGCAUUGCGUAUCCGGGCCAUCCUGCGCUCCCUGGUUCCUACCACAGACCUGGUGGGCAUCAUCAGUAUACCACUCAAGAUGCCCAUUGUCAAUAAAGACGGUAGUGUGACAGAGCCAGACAUGUCGGCUAGUUUCUGUCCGGACCACAAGGCCCCCAUGGUGUUGUUUCUGGACCGUGUGUACGGCGUGGAGGACCAGAGCUUUCUGCUACACCUGUUGGAGGUGGGCUUCCUGCCUGACCUCCGCGCCUCCGCCUCCCUGGACACGGAUGUGUUAAGCACCACAGAGACCGCUCUGGCCAUGAACAGGUACAUCGGUUCGGCCCUGCUUCCCCUGCUGACCAGGUGUGCUGACCAGUUCUCGGGCACGGAGCACUACGCAGCGCUCAUUGACUCUACCCUCCACACUAUCUAUCGGCUGUCCAAGGGACGCUCCCUCACCAAGGCCCAGAGAGACUCUAUCGAGGAGUGUUUGCUUGCCAUCUGCAAACAUCUGCGCCCUUCCAUGAUGCAACAGCUGCUGAGACGUCUGGUGUUCGAUGUUCCCAUGCUCACAGAGUACUGCAAGAUGCCACUCAGGCUGCUGACUGAACACUAUGAGCAGAGCUGGAAGUACUACUGUCUUCCCUCGGGGCUGGGGAGCUCCGGCAUGGCCUCAGAGGAAGAACUGCUGCUCACCAAGAAACUCUUCUGGGGAAUAUUCGACUCGCUCUCAACAAAGAGGUUUGACUCUGACCUUUUCAAGACUGCCAUGGCCUGUCUGAGUGCCAUUUCUGGGGCGUUACCGCCUGACUAUGUGGAUGCCGGCCCCGGUAUCAUCCUGGAGAAGCAGGCGUCUGUGGACGCACACGGCAACUUCGACCCCAAACCCAUCAACACUGCCAAUAUGUCCCUUCCAGAGAAACUGGACUACAUCGCCAACAAGUUUGCAGAGCAUUCCCACGUCAAAUGGUCCUCAGAGAAGGUGACAGCGGGAUGGAAAAUGGGAGACUGCGUAGAUGAUGAUGCCAAAACUCACCCUCUGCUGAAGCCUUACAAGUCACUGAGUGAGAAGGAGAGGGAGACGUACCGCUGGCCAGUGAAGGAGUCUCUAAGGAGUAUGUUAGCUUUGGGCUGGAACAUGGAGAGGACCAAGGAGGGAGAGGCCAUGUUAAUCAGGAAACAAAGCAAGAUCUCAGAGUCCACUCAGGACAACGAUAACGAAUUCAUCCCUGAACCACCACUGGAUCUGAACAAUAUUACUCUAUCCAGAGAGUUGCAGGGGAUGGUGGAGGUAGUAGCAGAGAACUACCACAACAUCUGGGCCAAGAAGAAGAAGGCUGAGCUGAGUAGUAAAGGAGGAGGGAGCCACCCAUUGCUGGUGCCCUAUGACACUCUGACAGCCAGGGAGAAAUACAGAGACAGAGAGAAGGUCCAAGAUCUCUUUAAAUUUCUUCAGAUCAAUGGAUACACUAUCACCAGAGGCCUGAAGGACGUGGAGCAAGACUCAUCGUCCAUGGAGAAGAGGUUUGCUUACACGUUCCUCAAGAGGUUGCUGAAGAAUGUGGACUCGGCUCAGGAGUUCAUCGCCCACCUAGAGGCCAUGGCCACCAGCGGAAAGACAGACAAAUCGCCUCACGAUCAGGAAAUCAAGUUCUUCGCCAAGGUGCUGCUACCUCUCAUAGACAUGUACUUUAAGAACCACAGCCUGUACUUCCUGUCCUCGCCCAGUAAGAACCUGAGCAGCAGUGGCUACGCCUCAAACAAGGAGAAGGAGAUGAUCACCAGCCUGUUCUGUAAGAUGGCAGCUCUUGUCAGACACAGGAUUUCCCUCUUUGGGAGCGACUCGGCUAUUAUGGUGAGCUGUCUACACAUCCUGGCUCAUUCCCUCGACACAAGGACGGUGAUGAAGUCAGGCUCAGAGAUGGUGAAGGCUGGGGUCAGGACAUUAUUUGAGAAUGCAGCGGAGGACCUAGAGAAGACCCUGGAGAUGCUGAAGCUGGGGAAGUUCAGCCAGUCCCGGAGCCAGAUGAAGGGCUUGUCCCAGAACAUCACCUACGCCACCACCGCUCUGCUGCCCAUCCUCACAGCCCUGUUCGAACAUGUCACCAUGCACAACUUUGGAGUCGGCCUGCUGGUGGAUGAUGUCCAGCUGUCGUGCUAUCGCAUUGUGACGUGUCUCUACUCACUGGGCACGGGGAAACACAUCUUCAUGGAGAGGCACCUACCAGCCCUAGGGGAGUGUCUGGCCACCCUGGUAGGAGCCAUGCCUGUAGCUUUCCUGGAGCCUGAUCUCAAUGCUCACAACCCCCUGUCUGUCUUCAACACCAAGACACCGCGAGAGAGGGCCAUCUUGAGUAUGCCUGACUCUGUGGAGGAGAUGUGUUCAGAGGUGCCUCGUCUGGAUCGCCUGCUGAAGGACAUCAACGACAUCUCAGAGUCUGGAGCACGAUACACAGAGAUGCCACAGGUGAUUGAGGUGAUCCUGCCCAUGUUGUGUAACUACCUGUCCUACUGGUGGGAGAGAGGAACAGAGAACUCUGCUCCACACACCGCCUGCUGCACUACCGUGUGCUCCAACCACCUCAGCAUCAUCCUGGGGAACAUCCUGAAGAUCCUCAACAACAACCUGGGCAUUGACGACGCUCCCUGGAUGAAGAGGAUCGCAGUCUACUCUCAGCCAAUCAUCUGUAAGGCUGCAGCAGACCUCCUGAAGAGUCACUUCCUGCCCACUCUAGAGAAACUCAGGAAGAAGACAGUCAAGGUGGUGGCAGAGGAGGAGCUGCUGAAGGCUGACAUUAAAGGAGACACUCAGGAAGCUGAGCUUCUCAUUCUGGAUGAGUUUGCUGUCCUCUGUAGAGACCUGUAUGCCUUCUACCCAAUGCUCAUCCGCUACAUGGACAACAACAGGUCCAGAUGGUUGAAGAGGCCUGAUGCUCAGUCCAACGAGCUCUUCACCAUGGUGGCUGAGAUCUUCAUUCUCUGGUGCAAAUCACACAACUUCAAAAGGGAAGAGCAGAACUUUGUGGUUCAGAAUGAAAUCAACAACCUGUCUUUCUUGACUGGGGAACGUAAGACCAAGAUGUCCAAGUCAGGUGGUGACCAGGAUAGGAAGCACUCUCUCUCGGCUCUGGAUCUCUUAUCUCUGUCCAGACCUCUCUGUGUAUCUCUUUCUCUCUCCCUGAAGAAGAUCUCCCUCCCGGACUCAACAUCUCUCUCCCAGGAGUCGGAGCUCCACAGUCAGGUGGUGACCAGGAUAGGAAGCACAGUCUGGAGAGUUAUACUCAUUAUCCAGACCCUGGAGACUGAUCAUCUCAUUGAAGAAGAUACAGCUGCCCAUCGGAGUUCAACAUGUGCUAACCCAGGAGACCAGGAGCUCAUCUCAUUGGCCAAGAUAAGAUACAGUCUGAAAGACACAGACGAUGAGGUGAAGGAUCACUUGCGUGAGAACCUACAUCUUCAGGACAAGUCCGAUGACCUGGCAGUGCAGUGGCAGAUGAACCUGUAUAAGGAUGUGGUGGUGGGGAGUGAGGAACAUGCAGACCCAGAACAGACUGUGGACAGAAUACAAAGCAUCUCCGCUGCAGUCUUCCACCUGGAGCAGGUGGAGCAGCCUCUGAGGAUGAAGAAGUGUGUGUUUCAGAAGCUGCUGUCCAAACAACGUAAGCGUGCCGUGGUGGCCUGCUUCCGUAUGGCUCCUCUCUACAACCUCCCCAGGCAUCGUUCUAUUAACCUCUUCGUGUUGGGCUAUGUGAGACUAUGGAUAGAGACAGAGGAGUACUCCUUUGAGGAGAAGCUAGUGCAGGACCUGGCAGUAAGUACUGGGCAUGUUGCGAUGGUGUCUGCCACCACCUCAGCCCUAGCCUCAGCCUUGCCCCCUGUGCCCUGUGUUGGCACCGCACCCCUACCCGCCCUCUUCGCCGACAGCCUCUUGAGCACGAUGCCCGCCGUCCAACUUCGGGAUCGGGAUCGCUUCCCGGUCCGCCUGGGUCCGGGGACCUCGACUUGGGCCCCCAGAGGUUCCCGAGGCCCCCGCGCUCUCUCUAGCUUUGUGGCUCGCUACCGGCAGAGCCUUGACAGACAUGACAGGCUCAACCUCAGGAGACUCAGUGGCAGCAAUGGCUCUGUCUCCGCAGCAAAGCACGUGGCUAGAAAAACAGGCUACGGCAUGGGCUAUCUCACCACUACUACUACUACUACUGUGCUCACAGAGAGAAGCUUCCUGGAAGAAGAUCCGUUAUAUAUUGCGUAUGCAGACAUGAUGGCAAAGAGUUGUGCAGAGGAUGAAGAGGAGGAAGAAGAGGAAGAGGGGAAAGAGAAGACAUUUGAGGAGAAGGAGAUGGAGAAACAGAAGAUCUUGUACCAGCAGGCCAGGCUCCACGCCCGCGGGGCUGCUGAGAUGGUGCUACAGAUGAUCAGCGCCAGUAAAGGUCGACUAGGUCCUAUGGUGACCUGCACCCUCAAACUGGGCAUCUCCAUCCUCAACGGAGGCAACGUGCUGGUCCAGCAGAAAAUGCUGGAUUAUCUGAAAGAGAAAAGAGAUGCAGGCUUUUUCAAGAGUUUGUCAGGCCUCAUGCAGUCCUGCAGUGUCCUGGACUUAAAUGCCUUUGAGAGACAGAAUAAAGCGGAAGGUCUAGGGAUGGUGACAGAUGAAGGAUCCUGUUCCAAAGUGCUGACGAAUGAUGACUUCACCAAAGAUCUCUUCCGGUUUUUACAACUGCUCUGUGAGGGGCACAACGGGGAUUUCCAAAACUUCCUGAGAACACAAACAGGAAACACGUUGACAGUCAACAUUAUCAUCAGCACAGUGGACUACCUGCUACGGCUUCAGGAAUCUAUCAGUGACUUCUACUGGUAUUAUUCUGGGAAAGACAUUAUCGACGAGGCAGGGCAGGUCAACUUCUCCAAAGCCUUAGCUGUCGCAAAGCAGAUCUUCAACUCGCUCACUGAGUACAUCCAGGGCCCAUGUAUUGGGAACCAGCAGAGUCUGGCCCACAGCAGACUGUGGGAUGCGGUGGUGGGAUUCCUGCAUGUGUUUGCCAACAUGCAGAUGAAGCUGUCCCAGGACUCGUGUCAGAUUGAGCUGCUGAAGGAGUUGAUGGAUCUUCAGCAGGACAUGGUGGUGAUGAUGCUGUCACUGCUGGAGGGCAACGUGGUAAAUGGAACAAUUGGAAAGCAGAUGGUGGACACUCUGGUGGAGUCCUCCAGCAACGUAGAGAUGAUCCUCAAGUUCUUUGACAUGUUCCUCAAGAUCAAGGACCUGACCACCUCUGACAACUUCAGGGAGUACGACCCCGAUAACAAGGGGGUCAUCUCCAAAAAAGAUUUCCAGAAGUCCAUGGAGAACCAGAAGCAGUACACCCAGUCGGAGAUUGAGUUCCUCCUCUCCUGCGCCGAGGCCGACGAGAAUGACAUGUUCAACUACGAGGAGUUUGUGGAGCGGUUCCACGAGCCGGCCAAAGACAUUGGCUUCAACAUAGCCGUGCUGCUCACUAACCUCUCUGAGCACAUGCCUCACGAUCCCCGUCUGGCCACCUUCCUGGAACCAGCUGAGAGCGUGCUGAACUACUUCGAGCCGUACCUGGGCCGCAUCGAGAUCAUGGGCGGAGGGAAGCGCAUAGAGAGGGUCUACUUUGAGAUCAGCGAGUCCAGCCGCACGCAGUGGGAGAAGCCACAGGUCAAAGAGUCCAAGAGACAGUUCAUCUUCGACGUGGUCAACGAGGGUGGAGAGAGCGAGAAGAUGGAGAUGUUUGUGAACUUCUGCGAAGACACCAUCUUUGAGAUGCAGCUGGCGUCUCAGAUCUCGGAGCCAGAAGUGGCGGAGCGCCCGGAGGAGGAAGAGGAGGAGGUGCACAACUUGCUAGAAGAGCUGGCUGAGCAAGAGGAGGAGAGAGAGCUGGAGGCUUCCUCAGCUUUCACCAUGGUCUGUGUCGCCGCCAAGAAGAAGAUCUCCAACUUCCGACAGAUGCUGACCUUCAAGACCCUCAAGAAGCAGUACAAGAAGACCAAGAAGCUGAGCAUGAAGGAGGUGAUCAUUGGGUUCUUCUCCUUUUUCUGGACGCUCUUCGCAGGGUUCUUCAAGGGGAUCUACAGCCUCAUCUUUGGAUUCUUCCACCUCAUCUGGUCAUCCAUGUUCGGAGGCGGCCUCGUCGAAGGAGCCAAGAACAUGAAGGUGACAGACAUCUUGGGCAACAUGCCCGAUCCCACCCAGUUCGGUAUCCACGGCGACGUGUUGGAGACGGAAAAGGUGGAGGUGGGAGAUUCGGUGUCGGGCGGAACAGACCAGGCCAUCAAACCGUCGGACAAGGCAGAGCAGGACAUCUUGAUGGAGAUGAUUAAUCCCACGCCAAAGAAAGGGGAAGGGUUAAAACAUGUUGAUCCUGGACUGGGAGACGUCUCUGAGACUCCUGAGACCUCCACCGCUGUGGAGAAGAAGAAAGCUGCUUCUGAACCAAUGGAGUUGGAACCAGAGAAAGCAGACACAGAGAAGAAGGAAAAGGAAGACAAGGUCAAAGCGGAGCAGCCUAAAGAGGAAGUGGCUCAGGAUAAGCCCGUUCCCAAGUCCAGAAACAGCCAAUCAAAGGAGGCUCCUACUUCCUUCUUUGCCAGCUUCUUGUCUGGGUUGGAGGUCUACCAGGCCAAGAUGCUGAACACGUUGGCUCGGAACUUCUACAACAUGCGUUUCCUGGCUCUGUUUGUGGCGUUUGCCAUCAACUUCAUCCUACUGUUCUACAAGGUGACUGCUGCUGAGGAUGAUGAGGAUGACUCUUGGACUAGUUCUGAUGACGAUGAUGAAGGUGGCGAGGAGUACUUUGUCCUGGAGGAGAGUACAGGCUACAUGGCUCCUAUUCUGUGUUUCCUGGCUGUGUUCCACACUGCCCUCUCUAUCCUCUGUUUGGUUGGCUACUACUUUCUCAAGGUGCCUCUGGUGGUGUUUAAGAGAGAGAAAGGGAUCGCCAGGCUGUUGGAGUUUGAAGGUCUCUACAUCACAGAGCAGCCGGCAGACGAUGACAUCACGGGCCAGUGGGACCGCCUCGUCAUCAACACCCCAUCCUUCCCCAAUAACUAUUGGGACAAGUUUAUCAAACGGAAGGUCAUUAAUAAGUAUGGAGACCUGUAUGGAGCUGAGCGGAUAGCUGAGCUGUUGGGUCUGGAUAAGAGCGCCCUGGACUUCGACCCUACUCAGGAGACCGUGGUGGAGGAGGCUUCUCUUGUAUCCUGGUUGAGCUCUAUCGACACCAAGUACCACAUCUGGAAAAUGGGAGUGGUGCUGACUGAUAACUCGUUCCUGUACCUGAUCUGGUACGCCACCAUGUCCAUCCUGGGGCACUAUAACAACUUCUUCUUCGCUGCCCAUCUGCUGGACAUCGCCAUGGGCUUCAAGACCCUCCGGACCAUCCUGUCCUCCGUCACUCACAACGGAAAACAGUUGGUGCUGACUGUAGGUCUGUUAGCGGUGGUGGUGUAUCUGUACACUGUGGUGGCCUUCAACUUCUUCAGGAAGUUCUACAACAAGAGCGAGGACGAGGACGCACCUGACAUGAAGUGUGACGACAUGAUGACUUGCUAUCUGUUCCACCUGUACGCGGGGGUGAGGGCCGGCGGUGGUAUCGGUGAUGAGCUCGAGGACCCGGCCGGAGACCCCUACGAGCUGUGGCGUAUCCUCUUCGACAUCACCUUCUUCUUCUUCGUCAUCGUCAUCCUCCUGGCCAUCAUUCAGGGUUUGAUUAUUGAUGCGUUUGGGGAACUGAGAGACCAGCAGGAGCAGGUGAAGGAGGAUAUGGAGACUAAAUGCUUCAUCUGUGGAAUUGGAAACGACUACUUUGACACGACACCCCACGGCUUUGAGACCCACACCUUACAAGAACACAACCUGGCCAACUACCUCUUCUUCCUGAUGUACCUCAUCAACAAGGACGAGACUGAACACACUGGUCAGGAGUCGUAUGUGUGGAAGAUGUACCAGGAGAGAUGCUGGGACUUCUUCCCUGCUGGAGACUGUUUCAGGAAGCAGUAUGAGGACCUGCUUGGGUAGAGAGGACAGCUAACACUCCCCAGCUACUCUCCAACCCUACCUUGAUAGAGAGAACACCUAAAACUACAUUAGCUGUGUAGAGAGGACACUUAAUACUUCCCAUUUACCGUAAAGCAACACUGUCUGUAUUUGAGAGACAAGUCUACUCACAAACCCUACAUCCUAUCUGAGGCAGCCUUCUUCCAUCACUUCAACAACAUUUAAAUGGAUAGAGGACACCAGAACACUACCCUACAACACUAUCUGGGUAUAGAGGACACCAUAACACUACCCUACAACACUAUCUGGGUAGAGAGGACACCAGAACACUACCCUACAACACUAUCUGGGUAGAGAGGACACCAUAACACUACCCUACAACACUAUCUGGGUAAAGAGGACACCAGAACACUACCCUACAACACUAUCUGGGUAUAGUGGACACCAGAACACUACCCUACAACACUAUCUGGGUAUAGAGGACACCAGAACACUACCCUACAACACUAUCUGGGUAGAGAGGACACCAUAACACUACCCUACAACACUAUCUGGGUAGAGAGGACACCAUAACACUACCCUACAACACUAUCUGGGUAUAGUGGACACCAGAACACUACCCUACAACACUAUCUGGGUAGAGAGGACACCAGAACACUACCCUACAACACUAUCUGGGUAGAGGACACCAGAACACUACCCUACAACACUAUCUGGGUAUAGAGGACACCAGAACACUACCCUACAACACUAUCUGGGUAGAGAGGACACCAGAACACUACAACACUAUCUGGGUAGAGAGGACACCAUAACACUACCCUACAACACUAUCUGGGUAUAGAGGACACCAGAACACUACCCUACAACACUAUCUGGGUAGAGAGGACACCAUAACACUACCCUACAACACUAUCUGGGUAUAGAGGACACCAGAACACUACCCUACAACACUAUCUGGGUAGAGAGGACACCAGAACACUAC